GCGCGUUGUCAAUCAUAGGAUCCGCCUUUUGCGAAGGCGCGCGAUUCGCCUUGGAAAGCCUUUAAGCGGCGGCGGCGAGAGCCGAUGGUUUCAGUCGCACUCUGCGGGCUCACAGCGAGGCCGCACCAGUGCCCAGGUUCCAAGCGCGUGGGAACCUGAACACCCACAGUAGACUCAGCCCCAACCGAGCAGCGCCGCAAGCCCCGAGACGUUUAACCACCACCCACCCCAUCCGACGCAGAGGAAGGGGGAAUCGGAGUUAAAGACAGACAGACACAGACAAAGCAUCGCGAGUGAAAAUGGAAGCCAGGAGAGGGCUGCUGAGGCUGGCCCUGUGCCUCUCGGCGUUUCUGGGGCUCGCCGUCGAGGGCGCACUCGGGGCUGAGGGUGACUUCCAAGCGGAGCGUUUCGCGCAGGCCGAGGAGGGCCCCGUGGCGCGGGCCCCACGAAGGGGCCGCCACGACGCUCUGCGAGGACCAAAUGUGUGCGGAUCCCGGUUUCAUUCCUACUGUUGUCCCGGCUGGAAGACCUUACCUGGUGGCAACCAGUGUAUCGUGCCGAUCUGUCGACACUCGUGCGGCGAUGGCUUCUGCUCGCGUCCCAACAUGUGCACUUGCUCCAGUGGGCAGAUCUCAUCCACCUGCGGCUCCAAGUCCAUCAGCCAAUGCAACAUCAGGUGCAUGAAUGGCGGCAGCUGCGCGGACGACCACUGCUCAUGUGGAAAGGGCUACACCGGCACCCACUGCGGACAGCCCGUGUGUGAUACGGGAUGUCAGAACGGAGGCCGAUGCAUUGGGCCAAAUCGCUGUGCCUGCGUCUACGGAUUCACAGGCCCACACUGCGAACGAGAUUACCGCACUGGGCCGUGCUUCACGCAGGUGAGCAAUCAGAUGUGCCAGGGCCAGGUCAGUGGCAUUGUGUGCACAAAGGGACUCUGCUGCGCAACUAUUGGCCGAGCCUGGGGCCACCCAUGCGAGGUCUGCCCUGCUCAGCCGCAUCCCUGCCGCCGGGGAUUCAUCCCCAAUAUCCGUACCGGUGCCUGCCAAGAUGUGGACGAGUGCCAGGCCAUCCCCGGCAUGUGCAAGGGUGGCACGUGUGUGAACACAGUGGGAUCGUACGAGUGCAAAUGCCCUUUGGGACACAAGCAGAGCGAACUGUCCCAGCAGUGCGAGGACAUUGACGAAUGCGAAACCAUCCCUGGCAUAUGCAACGGUGGAGAGUGCAAAAACACCAUCGGGAGCUAUUUUUGUAACUGCCCUGCUGGCUUUUCCACGCCACCUGACCGCUCAAGUUGUUUUGACCAGCGCACAGGGGCCUGCUAUGCAUCACUCGCCAAUGGACGGUGCAGUGCAGUGAUGCAAGGACAGUUCACGAGGACCCAGUGCUGCUGUGACUCGGGCCGGUGUUGGUCUUAUGGCCCUACACCAGAGAUGUGCCCCAUUCGUGGCACAGAGGAACACCAGCGAAUGUGCGAGCGCUUGCCAUAUUCACCCGGCGCUGGGCAAGGCUACCCAGAUAGGACACAUGUCCCCGGUGAUCCCAAUGGGCCAGGUGGGCCAGGCGGACCAGGCGGACCCGGCGGACUUGAUCCAUUUGGACCGGGUGGACCAGGUUAUAUAGGUGGGCCUCACAGGCCAGGACAGGCUGGUGGCCCACAUCAACCAAGAGACCCAUUAUUGCCUCUUGUACCCCCCUUUGGGCCUGGUGGGACGCAUUUGCCAGGUGGACCCCUGAGGCCAGAUCCUGGUAGCCAAUUUCUACCCGGAGGGCCAGGAGGCCCAGCAGGAACUUACCCUGGUAUUGGAGGGAUUGGUGCUCUGAACCAAACACAUUGCGGCCGUGGAUUCAAGUCAGACUUCCGUGGUGGUUGUGUUGACAUCGACGAAUGUGUGUACAAUGGGCAGGUCUGUAAGAACGGUCGUUGUGUCAACACGGAAGGAAGCUUUCAGUGCAUCUGCAAUGCAGGGUUUGAGCUUACUGCUGAUGGUCGCAAUUGCCUUGAUCAUGACGAGUGUUCCACCACAAACAUGUGUCUGAACGGGAUGUGCAUCAAUGAGGAUGGGAGCUUCAAGUGCAUUUGCAAACCUGGGUUCUACCUGGUGCCCAGCGGACGAUACUGCCUCGACAUUGACGAGUGUCAAACGCACGGCAUUUGCAUGAACGGACGAUGCAUCAACACUGAGGGCUCCUUCAAGUGCGAGUGUCCUCCAGGCAUGAUCGUCAGCAUGGACGGGCGCCUCUGCAUCGACACACACAUGCGCAGCACUUGCUACGGCGACUACAUGAUGGGAAAGUGUCUGACCCCUUUCCCUGGGGCCAACACUAAGUCCGAGUGCUGCUGCGCAAACCCCAACUUUGCAUUUGGGGAGCCGUGCUUGCCCUGUCCUGCGGUCAACUCUGAUGACUACAAGAUGCUUUGCCCAACUCCUGGAUUCGACAAUGGGGGGAAAGACAUCAAUGAGUGCGCUCUGAACCCGGAAAUCUGCACGAAUGGACAGUGCGAGAACCAGCUGGGCACAUACCGUUGUGUCUGCAACAUUGGCUACGAAUCUGACAUCACUGGCAAGAAGUGUGUAGACGUCGACGAAUGCACGCUUCGCGCUCACCUGUGUGAUAACGGAAGCUGCCGGAACACACCUGGCAGCUACACCUGUGCCUGCCCGGCGGGAUACCUCUUCAAGCACGAGACGGAGAUGUGCGAAGAUGUCGACGAGUGUGAGUCGAAUCCGUGCAUCAAUGGGAACUGCCAGAACACGGUGGGCUCAUUCACCUGCGUGUGCCUGCCCACGAGCAAGCUCGACCAAACCAAGACCAUCUGCAUUGAGAGCACCAAGGGAACAUGCUGGCUCAACAUCAUCGACAACCGCUGUGAGGUGAACGUGAACGGUGCCACGCUCAAGUCUGAGUGCUGCUCCACGCUGGGCGCCGCCUGGGGAAGCCCAUGCGAGCCCUGUGAACUUGACACCAUUUGCCCCAAGGGUUUCUCCAGAGCGAAAGGAACUCAGUGUGAAGACGUGAAUGAGUGCGAGGUGUUUGCGGGGAUCUGCGUCAACUCUCGCUGUAUAAACACGGCCGGCUCAUUCAAGUGUGAAUGUCCACCUGGCCACACCCUUGAGAGCACCGGCAGGACCUGCAUUGACCUGCGCCUGGAGAACUGCUACCUGUCGUACGAAGAGGAGGAGUGCGAGGAACCGCUGGCCGUGCGUCUCCGCAGCGACGUCUGCUGCUGCUCCCUGGGCAAAGCCUGGGGGCCCGAAUGCGAGGGCUGCCCCGAGAAGGGCAGCUCGGAGUACGCCUUCCUGUGCCCACGUGGCCCUGGCUACUCCAACCGUGGCGACCCCGUCGGCCGACACUUUUUCAAAGAUAUCAACGAAUGCAAAGUUUUUCCACAAAUGUGCUCCAAUGGCAAGUGCAGGAACACCAUUGGGAGCUUCAAGUGCAACUGUGAAAAUGGCUUCGUUUUGGACGCAGAGGGCAAGAACUGUACAGACAUUGAUGAGUGCAAGAUCUCUCACGACAUCUGUGGAAUGGGGACGUGCGUGAACACACCCGGAAGCUUUGAUUGCGAGUGCAUGGAGGGCUUUGAGAGUGGCUUCAUGAUGAUGAAGAACUGCAUGGACAUUGACGAAUGUGAGCGGAACCCGCUGCUGUGCCGCGGUGGGACAUGCGUGAACACGGAGGGCAGCUUCAAGUGCCUGUGUCCACCGGGACACGACCUGAAUGAAGAUGGCACCGUGUGCCUGGACGUGGAUGAGUGCUCUCUGAGUGGCAAUCUGUGCCGAAAUGGCCGCUGUGUCAACAUGAUUGGCUCAUACCAGUGUUCCUGCAACACCGGCUACAGUGCCACCCCAGACCGCCAAGGAUGUGUGGACAUUGAUGAGUGCACAAUCAUGAACGGUGGUUGUGACACCCACUGCUCAAACUCAGACGGAAGCUAUGAGUGCAGCUGUGAGCGGGGCUAUGCCCUGUUGCCAGACACACGCAGCUGCUCUGACAUUGAUGAGUGCGAGGACAACCCGUACCUGUGUGACGGCGGGCAGUGCACCAACGUUCCGGGAGAGUACCGCUGCCUCUGCUAUGAUGGCUUCAUCUCCUCCGUGGACAUGAAGACUUGUUCCGAUGUGAAUGAGUGCGAGCUGAACCCCAACAUCUGCAUCCACGGCAAGUGUGAGAACACACGUGGCUCAUUCAUCUGCCACUGCAAGGUCGGAUUCACCGUCAAGAAGGGCUCCACAGGAUGCACAGACGUGGACGAAUGCGAGAUUGGAGCGCACAACUGCGAUAUGCAUGCGACGUGCGCAAACGUGCAGGGCAGCUUCAAGUGUACCUGCAUCGAAGGAUACUUUGGAGAUGGAGUGAAAUGCCAAGAUGUCGACGAAUGUGCCAACGGGACGCACAACUGCAUCCCGGAGGCCAAGUGCGUGAAUAUUCCUGGCACUUUUACGUGCGUGUGCAGAGACGGCUUCUCGGGCGAUGGACAAACAUGUGUGGACAUGGACGAGUGUGCAGAGAACGUGAAUCUCUGCGAAUUUGGCCAGUGUCUCAACUCGGCUGGCGGUUAUCGCUGCGAGUGUGAGAUGGGCUUUGUGCCAACCGUCGAUGGGCGAUCCUGCAAGGAUAUCGACGAGUGCAUGUUCGACAACAUCUGCGUGUUUGGCAAGUGCGAGAACGUGCCCGGAAUGUUCCGGUGCGUGUGCGACCCUGGGUAUGAAAUCGAUGAGACCGGAGGGAACUGCACAGACAAAGAUGAGUGCGCUGAUCCCAGCAAUUGCUUCAAUGGCAUCUGCACCAACACACAAGGAAGCUUCCUCUGCACCUGCCCUGCCGACUACCAAAUGAGUCCCUCAGGCCAAGGAUGUGUGGACUACAGAGUCGGGAAGUGCUUCCUGGAGUCCACGGAGAGAGGAGACGGCACCUUGAGCUGCAACGUGGAGAUUGGCAUCGGCAUCUCACGUUCGUCGUGCUGCUGUUCCCUGGGCCGAGCUUGGGGUGCCCCAUGCGAGCUUUGUCCCGUCGUCAACACGACUGAAUACAGGAUUCUUUGUCCUGGUGGUGAAGGCUUCAGACCAAACCCCUACACCGUCAUCUUGGAAGACAUUGACGAGUGUACCGAGCUGCCGGGGCUGUGCCAGGGUGGAAACUGCCAAAACACCUUCGGCAGCUUCAAGUGCGUCUGCCAGCCAGGCUUCCGCUUCAACGAAGACAACCGGCAGUGCGAAGAUAUCGACGAAUGUGCCAACUUUCCGACGGUGUGCGGUCCUGGCACCUGCUACAACAUUGUCGGGAACUACACUUGUGUCUGCCCACCCGACUACAUGCAGGUUAAUGGAGGGAACAACUGCAUGGACAUGCGCAAAAGCUUCUGCUACAAGACCUACGACGCGGCUGGCUGCGACAACGAGCUGUCGUUCAACCUGACCGAGAAGGAGUGCUGCUGCAGCUACAACGUGGGAAAAGCCUGGAACAGGCCCUGUGUGCCCUGCCCAACCAUCUCCACCAAGGCCCACAAUCAGCUCUGCGGAGGUGUCCCACCUGGUUACGAGAUUGAUAUCAAUACAGGCGAGCGCAUUGAUAUUGACGAAUGCUCCAAGAUCCAGGGCAUAUGCACCAACGGGAUGUGCGUCAAUCUGCCUGGUAGCUUCCGCUGCGAGUGCCCGAUGGGUUUCCUCUACAACGACAUUCAGAUCAUCUGCGAGGACAUCAACGAGUGUGCCAGUGCUGAGAAGAUGUGUCAGCGUAAUGCUGAGUGUAUCAACUCUGUUGGCAGCUACCGAUGCGAGUGCUCUCCAGGCUAUACGCAGACUCCAUUUGGUCUCUGCAUAGACCGGGACGAGUGCUCCGAGAAGCCGGAGAUUUGCAGCCCUGGGCGUUGCCAGGACACGGAAGGAAGUUAUCGCUGCAUGUGUCCCAACGGUUACAAGGCCACGGAGGACCAGAACAUGUGCAUGGACGUGGACGAAUGCGAGCGCCAACCUUGCGGCAAUGGCACGUGCAGGAACACGGUGGGGUCGUUCAACUGCCUCUGCUUCCCCGGCUUCGAGAUUUCGGCAAACAAUGACUGCAUGGAUAAGGAUGAGUGCGUCUCUCUGGCUGCUCACGUCUGCAAGUUUGGCAGUUGCAUCAACAACGUGGGCUCUUUCAAGUGUCUUUGCAACGAAGGCUUUGAGCUCACCGCUGACAAGAAGAACUGCAGAGAUAUUAACGAGUGUCAGCAAUUCCGAGGCAUGUGUGCGCCUGGAACGUGCCAGAAUCUGGAGGGCUCCUUCCGGUGCAUGUGUCCUCCGGGCUACGAGGUCAAGGAAGAGGCGUGCACAGACAUUGACGAGUGCUCAUCGGAGGAGGACCUGUGCAUGAUGGGCUCGUGCCUGAACACAUUCGGCAGCUUUGAAUGCCGUUGUCCCUCAGGCUUCAUCCUCUCUGAGACUGGUCGCAAGUGCUACGACGUCCGCGUCAACUACUGCUUCUCGGAGUUUGCCCAGGGCAAAUGCUCCACCCCGAAGCCCUUCAACACCAGCAAAGCCGGCUGCUGUUGCAGCAUGAUGCCAGGCGAUGGCUGGGGCGACCCCUGUGAACCGUGCCCCAAACAGAACGAAGAGGAGGCCUACAGGUUGCUCUGCCCAUACGGUCCUGGAACGGUCGUUGGCCGAGAUGACAGCCGAGAAGAUCUGGACGAGUGCCUUGCCAACCCGGGCAUCUGCGCCAACGGGCGGUGCAUAAACACAGACGGCUCCUUCCGCUGCGACUGCCCGAUGGGCUACAACCUCGAGGCGGCGGGCUUCAAAUGCGUGGACGCGAACGAGUGCUCCAUUGGGAACCCAUGCGGCAACGGCACGUGCCUGAACGUGCCCGGAGGGUUCGAGUGCACGUGUGACGAUGGGUUCGAGCCGGGACCCAUGAUGACCUGUGAAGAUCUGAACGAGUGCUCCCUGAACCCUCUCCUGUGCGCCUUCCGCUGCGUCAACAACUUCGGAUCCUACGAGUGCAUGUGUCCCACUGGCUACGUCCUGCGCGAGGAUCGCCGCAUGUGCAAAGACCAGGAUGAGUGUGAAGAAGGACUUGACAACUGCGCAUCCAGAAACAUGAUUUGCAAGAACCUCAUUGGCACCUACAUGUGCAUCUGCCCGCCUGGGUACACUCGCCGGCCCGAUGGUGAAGGCUGCAUUGACGAGAACGAGUGCCGCCUGAAGCCUGGAAUUUGUGAGAACGGCCGCUGCAUCAACAACGUUGGCAGCUACAAGUGCGUCUGCAACGAGGGCUUCACCCUGAACCAGGAUGAGACGGAGUGUGUCGACAGCCGCAGAGGCUUCUGCUUCACGGAGGUCAUCCAGUCGCUCUGCCAGAUGGUGUCAAGCAGCCGCAACCUCGUCACGAAGUCCGAGUGCUGCUGCGACGGAGGUCGCGGCUGGGGCCAGCAGUGUGAUAUCUGCCCGCUGCCGGGCACUGCCCAAUACAAGAAGCUGUGCCCGCACGGUCCCGGCUACACCACUGACGGGCGAGACAUCGACGAGUGCACGGUGAUGCCGGGCAUGUGCCACCACGGGCAGUGCAUCAACAGCGAGGGCUCCUACCAUUGCAUGUGCAACAACGGCUACACAACCGACAUCACCCGCACGGGCUGCGUGGAUCUGGACGAAUGUGCCCAAUCGCCCAAGCCCUGCAACUUCAUCUGCAAGAACACAGAAGGCAGCUACCAGUGCGCCUGCCCACGUGGUUACAUCAUGCAGGAGGACGGCAGGACAUGCAGAGACCUCGACGAAUGUGCCAGCAAGCAGCACAACUGCCAGUUCCUGUGCGUGAACACCAUCGGAGGCUUCACCUGCAAGUGUCCCCCGGGAUUCACGCAGCACCACACCGCGUGCAUCGACAACAACGAGUGCGUGUCCCAGCCCGGAACAUGUGGCUCCAAGGGUGUGUGCCAGAACUCUCCGGGCAGCUUCUCAUGCGAGUGCCAGAAGGGCUUCAGCCUCGACAACAGUGGCAGCAACUGUGAAGACAUGGACGAGUGCUCUGGAAACCACCGCUGCCAGCACGGCUGUCAGAACAUGCUGGGUGGCUACCGGUGUGGCUGCCCCUCGGGAUACCUGCAGCAUUUCCAAUGGAACCAGUGUGUCGACGAGAACGAGUGCACGAACCCCCAAGUGUGCGGUUCGGCGUCGUGCUACAACACGCUUGGCAGCUUCAAGUGCGCCUGUCCAAAUGGAUACAACUUCGAUCAGUUCUCCGGCGGAUGCAACGACGUCAACGAGUGCUCACACUCCAAGGCGCCCUGCAACUUUGGCUGUUCCAACACGGAGGGCGGAUACCUGUGCGGCUGUCCUCCCGGCUACUUCCGCGCCGGCCAGGGGCACUGUGUGUCUGGAGGCAGCGCUGGGGGUAAGAGCGCGUACGGACCGGGGUCCGUGCCAGGGACUGGGCCCGCAGAGCUGCAGGAGGAUGAGAACGUGCUGUCGUCGGAGACGUGCUACGAGUGCAAGAUCAACGGCUACCCCAAGCCCAACCGCCAACGCAGAAAUGCCGGGCAGAACGCGCAACCUGCAGAGUUGCGCGAGAACGCCACAGACAUCAACAUGGCCAGCCUGGACGUGGAGCGCCCCGUGACCGUGCACGUCAACAUCAGCUCGCUGGAGGACGGAGACUCCAUCCUCGACCUCUUGCCGGCGCUCGCCCCGCUUAACAACCACGUGAAGUACUCAAUCGUGGCUGGCAACGAGGCGGGCAUCUUCCGCAUCGGUCAGACCCUAGCCGACGACGAGGGCGAGUCGGAGAGCCGGAGCGACCUCGGCAGCUCGCUGCUGCUGGCCAAGCGCAAGGCGGCGGCCGUGCAGCGCCCGUCCGCUCACACCCUCGAGGUCACCGGCGUGCCCACCUUCCGCCGCAAGGAGCUCCGGCGGCUGGAGGCCGCUCACGAGAAGGACUACCUCUCCGGGGAGCUCGGUCAGGCUCUGCGAUUGAAGCUGCGCAUCCUGCUGCAUUGAUCGCACCUGCCGCUCGUGCCCGUGCUCACGCACUCACGCACUCACGCGAGAGCGCGUGAGUGCGUGAGUGCGUGCGCACCACUGAGUUAGACAGCGGUAAGGGUUGAGGUAAUUGCUGAGAGAUUGUGUGAGGAAUACGAGAUUGGGAAAAAAAAAACGGAGUGUUGUUAUAUGGGUGGGGUAGCUGGGGGAAUAAAGGGUUGGGAGUUGAUUGAAAUGAAACUACCAAUAAUAAUAAUAAGAAUGCAUUUAGAAAGCUGCCUAGUGAUACCGCGAGCACAAAGUACAAUAUUAACCAUGUACAUUGUCUACUCCAAAGAGCAGUGAUGUUGUUACAAAAUAUAACUACGGUUGUGAAGUUGUGCGCCACACACUAAAUAAUAAUAACAAAUUGGCUUGAAAUAAACUGGGUACUGUAUUAAAAGUAUUAUAUAAAAUAAUUGAGAUAUCAUUGUACAUGCCUUUUCUAUUUUAUUUUUGAACAAUAUUUCUGCCCCCUUUGUUUGAAGGUUAAACUUUAGCUCUGUAUUUCUAAAUUCCGUGUUAUUCAGAUUCAAAAUUUUGAAUGCAAGAUGCCCAAUGAGACUGUCAAUUUUCUGUUAGCUUUGCAUCAAUACUGGAGUAAAAUGACAAUGACAUUUUCUAUAAAGUUGAUCUCUUUGCAUCAUGAUGGGCAAGACAAAAACUAUGAAAUGUUAUCAUACAUGAAUUGUAACAGUCAGGCUUUCUGCAAUAAGAAUUACACUUUACGUUUUUAAAAGUGAAUUGUGACAAAAUGGUAAUAAAUGUCUGCCUAUUGGUCAAAACAUGUCAAUGUGCAUUUUCCUGGGUUAAGGCCAGUAAUUCCAAAAGCACAACUUAAUUAAGCAAUGAUGUAUUGGCGUUUUCAACUCAAGUACUGCCAAAUAAAAAAUAUAUAUAAAAAUUUCCAGAAAAGUUAAUCAAUUCAGCGUGAAAGUCUGCACAGCCAUUUGUGGUCCCAAAAGAAAGUGGUGCAUUUGACGCCAGAUUACAACAGGAACUCAAAAACGUGAAACAGGAGUUGUUUGGCUUACUCGCUAUUACACAAACAGUUAAUAUGAAUGCAAUUGUUGUAAGAUUCGCUAACAACACGCUAUUUAAAAAAAAAUGGUGCUAGUAAUAUGGUUAUGAAGAAUACUGCACUGCUAAGCCGUAUUUCAAACGUACAAAUGAAUAUGAAAGAAUUACUGUACGUUUUGAUUCUAUAAAUUUUUUUCUAAAAAUACAUUACAUUAUAUACAUUUUAAAAACUACAUGUAAAAUACUUUAAUGUGAUCUAUGUUAAUUACUUUCCAUUUUUGAACUUGAAGCUCUUUGUUAAUCACAAGCCAGCGUAUUUUAGUAUCUGUGGGGUUUUUUACAAUUUUUUGUUAAUUACUUCAGGGUUUUUGUGUGUUGUUUGCAAGGAAGAAAUCAUCAUCUUGUAUAAUAUCGGCACCGAUUAAAACGACAGUGGGUAGCUGUAGAAACAUGAUGCUUUUAUUUUUUUGGGAUGUUUAAAGUCUGCAGUCGGUGAUGAUUUUCCACCUGUCGUCUGUCAAAAAUGACAAAACCAUGUAUAAAAAAACAACCUUAUGCUGGGUAAAAGCUAAUCUGUGACCUGUACUGAGGAAUGAAGUAAUAGACCACUGCAAAGACUGUUGAUAUAAUGUUUUGUAAUUGUCCGUAAACUGUUAAUAUUACACGGCAAUAAACCUUGAAUGAACAAAAAAA
Petromyzon marinus (sea lamprey) is the source of this 10709-nucleotide messenger RNA. RefSeq names its product fibrillin-2-like. NCBI's taxonomy places the organism in Eukaryota, Metazoa, Chordata, Hyperoartia, Petromyzontiformes, Petromyzontidae. Gene Ontology annotation, molecular function: calcium ion binding. The record is from RefSeq and is a predicted model, not a curated record.